Akanthomyces muscarius is the source of this 780-nucleotide messenger RNA. RefSeq lists its product as uncharacterized. Bases 1 to 780 code for a protein of 259 amino acids. Lineage: Eukaryota; Fungi; Ascomycota; Sordariomycetes; Hypocreales; Cordycipitaceae. The transcript has 4 exons. Gene Ontology annotation, molecular function: oxidoreductase activity, acting on the CH-OH group of donors, NAD or NADP as acceptor. The record is from RefSeq and is a predicted model, not a curated record.
AUGUCCCUGCGCUUCGCCGGCAAGCACGCCGCCGUCGUCGGCGCAACCGGCGUCAUCGGCUCACGCAUUGCCCAAGCUUUCGCGCGUCACGGCGCCUCCGUCUCGCUCCUCGGCCGGAGCGCCCUCGCCCAGCGCGCCCGUCUCGAGGCCCAGCUCGCAUCCUCCUCCCCAACAGACUCUUCUUCCUCAUCGCACGUGCAGCAGCACCAGUUCAUCAAGCUCGACGUCUCGGACGCGCGCAGCAUCAAGGACGUCUUUGGGGGACGGGGCGCGGAGGAGGGGCAGCAGGCGGUGGGACCGGUGGACGUGCUGGUGAAUUGCGCGGGCAUCUCGCAGACGACGUUUCUGAAGCGCACGCCGGAUGAGGAGCUGGCGAGGAUCGUGGACACGAACCUGCUAGCGACGAUGCUAGUCUGCAAGCAUGCGAGGAUGCAGCCCCACGGUUGCAUUAUUAAUGUGUCGAGCCUCAUGGCAACGCACGGCGGCUAUGGCGCCACGGCGUACGCUGCUUCCAAAGCUGGUCUUAUAGGCUUUACGAGAGCGCUCUGUCGCGAAAUGGCGUCCAGAUCUAUCCGUGUAAAUGCGUUGCUGCCGGGCUGGGUAGACAGCGACAUGUGGCAAAAUCUCAAACCAGAACUCCAACAAGCAUAUCUAAAAGACACUCCUCUCCACAGGGUCGCGGAUCCGGCCGAGGUGGCCGACGCGGCCGUUUUUCUCGCUGCCAAUGAGUUUGCAAACAACUGCGUCCUGAACCUGGACGGUGGUCUGAGCGCUGCAUGA